Molecule: messenger RNA, 1516 nt
Organism: Pipistrellus kuhlii (Kuhl's pipistrelle)
Lineage: Eukaryota; Metazoa; Chordata; Mammalia; Chiroptera; Vespertilionidae
Gene: SCAMP3
Product: secretory carrier membrane protein 3
Exons: 9
Coding region: 153-1208 (351 amino acids)
Biological process (GO): protein transport
Cellular component (GO): recycling endosome membrane; trans-Golgi network membrane
Source: RefSeq, a predicted model, not a curated record
GCGGGAUCCUGGAGACUUCCGGCGGCCCAGCCAAUCGGCGCACAGCGGAGCGGCGGCCGGAGUGGAGCGGAGGGAGCCGAGAGUCGCUGCUGCCCCCAGUGCCGCCCCAGGGGCGUGGAGGGCAGGGGGCGGCCUAGUCCGCGGUUGCAGCUAUGGCUCAAAACACAGACGGCCAAAACCCGUUCGCCGAGCCCAGCGAACUUGACAACCCUUUCCAGGACCCAGCUGUGAUCCAGCACCGGCCGAGCCCGAGCCCGAACUAUGCCACGCUCGACGUCUACAACCCUUUUGAGACCCGAGAGCAGCCACCAUCAACCUACGAGCCUCCUGCCCCUGCUCCAGCCCCAUUGCCUCCGCCCUCAGCUCCCCCGCAGUCCUCGAGAAAGCUCAGCCCGUCAGAACCCAAGAACUAUGGCUCCUACAGCACCCAGGCUUCCGCCGCGGCAGCCACGGCAGAGCUGCUCAAGAAGCAAGAGGAGCUCAACAGGAAGGCGGAGGAGCUGGACCGGAGGGAGCGGGAGCUGCGGCACGCUGCCCUGGGGGGCAAAGCCACUCGACAGAACAAUUGGCCCCCUCUGCCUUCUUUCUGCCCCGUCCAGCCCUGCUUUUUCCAGGACAUCUCCAUGGAGAUCCCACAGGAAUUUCAGAAGACAGUGUCCACCAUGUACUAUCUCUGGAUGUGCAGCACUCUGGCUCUUCUCCUGAACUUCCUCGCCUGCCUUGCCAGCUUCUGCGUGGACACCAGCGGGGGCACAGGCUUUGGGCUCUCCAUCCUCUGGAUCAUCCUCUUCACUCCCUGCUCCUUCGUCUGCUGGUACCGCCCCAUGUACAAGGCUUUCCGGAGCGAUAGUUCGUUCAAUUUCUUCGUUUUCUUCUUCAUUUUCUUCGCCCAGGAUGUGCUUUUUGUCCUCCAGGCCAUUGGCAUCCCAGGCUGGGGGUUCAGUGGCUGGAUCUCCGCGCUGGUGGUGCUGAAGACCAACACGGCUGUAGCUGUGCUCAUGCUGCUGGUCGCCCUGUUCUUCACUGGCAUCGCCGUGCUGGGAAUCGUGAUGCUAAAGCGGAUCCACUCCUUGUACCGCAACACAGGUGCCAGCUUCCAGAAGGCCCAGCAAGAAUUCGCAGCCGGUGUCUUCUCCAAUCCUGCGGUGCGAACCGCAGCUGCCAACGCAGCCGCUGGGGCUGCUGAAAAUGCCUUCCGGGGGCCGUGACCCCGACGGAUGCCCUGGCCCUGCCACCUGGGGGCUCUCGUAGCCCCGCCCGAGGUCUCUGGGACUUGUGAGACAGAACUAUUUGGUGUCUCCUGUGUCGUGCCCCCGACCCCGCAGCUGUGGCUGCCGAACCUGAUUUAGGGGUCGGGGAACCCGCUGUGACCCAGUCACUGCUCUGCCUACACCCCACUGCCCAAUCAGGCCACUCCGCUGCCAACCCCUUACACUCCCCCCACCCAGCUUCCCUCUGCUGUGCCAAGGCUGUUGCUUCAAUUAUUUAAAUAAAAAGAAAGUGGAACUGGAACUCA